UUUGAUCUAUCAACCAGAGAUCAAAGACAAAGAUUGUUGGUUUGAGAACUUUGUCAUUUGCAACCCCCAAGUGGUAUUCAACAGCCUCAGUGCUCUUGUUGUCAAGCCGCUACUGGAGCUCCAUUCUGAAGAGAGCAGUAUUCAGUUUAAGGAAACUGAGAGAAAGAAUUGGACACUCAAAGGACAAUUCUCUCUGGAAACAAUCACUCGAUGCUAUUCGGAGGAAAACAAGGAUGUGAAGAAAGGCCAGUUGAUUCCUGUUGAGAAGCUACUCAUACUACUUGAGCAUUCCCAUCUUUUGGCCACCAUCACAACAGUGGUGAAGAAUAGCCAUAUUACAGAAAUGGUUAAAAUAAUGUACUUCAUGCCCGCUAUUCUCAAGUGUGCAUCUCGCGAGGAACUAUUGAAGCCAUCACCUCCCACUGGAAUUGACACACCCUCUCCCAUCAAGUUCACAUUUGACCCCCAAUACGUUCCCAUUGGAAUAUUCUGUGCCAUGAUCAGUGAAUUGGUUUCAAGGGGAGGUAAAGGAAUUCUGGGCAUGACGUGGAAACUUGCCGCUGAUUCCUCAGUAAAGAGAAACCUCGUCUCAUUUCACAUUGACGAGUCUGCCGAACAUUUCGUUACCCUGAUUGCUCAUGUGGAUUGCUACGAGGUACGGGUUAUUCGACAGGACAGGAAAUAUACAAUGCACGAGCUCUGUUCCUACGUCCUCUCAACGGUCCUCUUUAUCAUGAAGGAAAUCAGUCCUCUUCUGUCUCCGAUCAUCGCGUUUGAUUGCUACUGCGGCAAACAUGAAAAUGGUUCUAAACUUUGCCUCCUCACACAAGGAUUGCAUCCAUGCUUUAAAUGUACCAGUGCAAUCUCUCUGAGCCCCCACCAAGAAUGCUGGUUUGCAAACGAAGCCAGCAUAGGCGGGGGUGUUUCUCUCCUGGCUCUGCCUUUUGCCUCUGAUUUAGAGGACCUAGAGCCAAGCCUUGCUUUCAAGUGGAGCAAAAGAAGACCUGAAAUUAGUGGUCGAAGAAACAAAUUGGAACUCAAGGACUUGUUAGAUGGUCACUUCGAGGGCUUUAUCAGUUGCAAAAUCUCUAAGAACCAGAAGCCAUUUUUUACUGUAUACCACUGCCUGAAAAAGAGUGUCGAUAAGGCAGCGACUCAACUAGAUGUAGCUACUCAUGGACUCCCUGAGACAGUUCAACAACAUGAGACUACAGCGACUGCAGUUCAGUUGAGUCAAGAGUGCUCGGAAGAAGCUCUUCUCCAGUUGUCUACCGAGAUUGCUGGAUACAACAAAUACAAGCACAGGCUGGGCGUGAGUCGUGCUGAUUUAGACGAAAUCGAUAACGAUCCAAGAAACUUCUACAGUACCCAAGGCAAAUUUUACUCUGCUCUACUGAAAUGGAAGAGUACUAGUAUUGAUUUGGACAAUCCAUCAACAUCAACAGCAACUUAUGGUCGACUAGUGGAAAUUGCUAAGGAGGACAAGGACGGGGAGGCAGUUCGUAGCAUUCAUAAGGCUUGUAUCAAGCAUACAAGCAAUAUUGAAGUGGCCAUGGAGAUAUAAUAGUGGAUGAUAUAAAUUAAGGAUUAUCAUUAUGAUACGUAUACCUAUGAUACGUAUACCACAAUUAUAAUUAUAGAACUCGAGAUGAACUGAACUCAUGUAUGUCACUAUAUAGUCAUGCAUGACCUGUACUAUUACUUCCAAAUUAAUAAUGGUUAAUUUUUUUAUCGUGA
Messenger RNA from Halichondria panicea, 1737 nucleotides. RefSeq lists its product as uncharacterized. The transcript has 5 exons. The record is from RefSeq and is a predicted model, not a curated record. NCBI's taxonomy places the organism in Eukaryota, Metazoa, Porifera, Demospongiae, Suberitida, Halichondriidae. The coding region runs from base 344 to 1564 and encodes 406 amino acids.